Messenger RNA from Guyanagaster necrorhizus, 1827 nucleotides. RefSeq lists its product as uncharacterized. The coding region runs from base 1 to 1827 and encodes 608 amino acids. Lineage: Eukaryota; Fungi; Basidiomycota; Agaricomycetes; Agaricales; Physalacriaceae. The transcript is spliced from 9 exons. The record is from RefSeq and is a predicted model, not a curated record.
AUGACGGCGACAAUCGUUCCGACUCUACCUCACGAACACGGACCCACAGCGUUAUCUACUGCAGAAACUGUUGUAGAGGACGGCGAAAGGACUUUUAUUCUUCCGGAACUGGCUGCCGACAUACCGCAAACUACCGUCCCAGCAGAUGCCUCGGCAUCGCGGAAGCAUCCAAUCAAGGAAGAGACCCUGGACCCUAACACGACAUCGGAAGUCAUUCCGCCAGAACACAAACAUCGUACUUUGGUGCUCUGCUUCGAUGGGACCGGGGAUCAGUUCGACGCGGACAACUCGAACAUCAUACAGCUCAUCUCGUUGCUGAAGAAAGAUGACCGGUCGAAGCAGAUGGUUUAUUAUCAGUCUGGAAUAGGUACUUAUACAUCGCCCCAAAUUGCGACCCCUUUCAUGUCGAAGAUAUACAAGACUGUUGAUGUAAUGAUUGCCUGGAAUCUUGACGCUCAUGUCAUGGCGGGGUACGAGUUUUUGAUGCAAAACUACCACUCCGGUGAUCGCAUAUGCAUAUUUGGCUUCUCUCGGGGCGCGUACACAGCUAGGAGUCUCGCCGGAAUGAUCCACAAAGUAGGCCUACUCCCAGCAGACAACUGGCAGCAAGUACCCUUCGCGUACAAGAUGUAUACUCGGACAGACGAGGUUGGAUGGGAUCAGUCAACGGCAUUCAAGCAGGCCUUCUCUAAUGAUGUCCAGAUCGAAUUCCUAGGCGUGUGGUACGUCCCGGCCAAUCCAUUCCUCCGUGAGACGUUUACUAACACCAAUACGAGGGAUACGGUGGAUUCAGUGGGGCUCAUACCAAAACGACUACCGUUUACGACUUCGAACACUAUUCUUCGAACUUUUCGUCAUGCCGUCUCGUUGGAUGAGCAUCGGGCAAAGUUUAAAGCCAAUCUUUGGAACAGACCUAGUGCGAGGGAAAUGUUGUUGGGCACGUCAAGAUGGAUGACGCAGAAUUCCGGUCAGAAUACGAGCCAGUCGAGUUCUUUGAAGACACGCAGAGGGUCGAGUGAAGAGCGGAAGGAGUCAGAGAUUGAAUGGACUCCGCAAGUCGACGAGUUUAUGAACAAAAUGGAGAAGCUCCAUUCUUCGUCUUGUGGAAAACCGACUGAUAUUGAGGAAGUGUGGUUCGCAGGAUGUCAUUGUGACGUCGGAGGCGGUUCCGUGAAGAAUUCAACGCGCUAUUCUCUCGCACGGAUAUCGUUACGAUGGAUGAUUCGAGAAUGCUUCAAAACGAAUACGGGGAUCAUGUUCGAUUCCCAGCGUCUCAGACAGCUAGGCCUCGACCCUACGACGCUCUAUCCCUUCGUAACGCCAAGGCCGCCAGCCCUUCCCGUCGAAUCUGCCAUGAUCCGAACAGGGUCCCCAAAACCGCCGCUAAGGCAAAGGCUCGUAUCUGCCUUUCGUCAUCGAAAGUCUCUUAGCGGUAGGCCUGGUUCCGAGGGCGAAGCACAUGCGGCCGCGCUACUCGCGGAGUACCGGCCUAUCGGAACAGAGGAAGAGGAAGAACUCCAGGACGCGCUGUCCCCCAUCUACGACCAGCUCAAGCGUUCGAAGUCUUGGUGGAUCCUCGAGGUGAUCCCGAUGGAGUUCCGGCACCAAAAGGGAGACGACAAGUGGGCAUCCUGGUUUGGGCCGAACCUUGCCCGUCCUCGGAUCAUCCCGAAGCAGUCGAAUGGGGUCAAGGUGCAUCGUAGUGUUAGGAUGCGGAUGGAGGCUUUCCAUGAGCAUAAUCCGCAGAAAAGGUACAAACCGAAGGCGCAUCUGAGGGUUACACCGAUUUGGGUGGACGAUCAUGUACCGGAGGCAGAUGAGCACUAG